Molecule: messenger RNA, 876 nt
Organism: Naegleria lovaniensis
Lineage: Eukaryota; Heterolobosea; Eutetramitea; Acrasida; Naegleriidae
Exons: 2
Coding region: 1-876 (291 amino acids)
Molecular function (GO): hydrolase activity
Source: RefSeq, a predicted model, not a curated record
AUGUCACUUCCUCCACCACCUCCUGUUUCGUUUGUUACCGUCAAGCAACCCAUCAUUCACAACAAAUCUUCUUCUAAUAAUUCCGAAGAUGAAUUAGCUAGAAAAUUAUCAUCACGCCGUGAAGCACAAGUUCAGAAAUUUCCAAAAAAAGUUGAAUGGGAAAUUAUUCAUCCCAAACACAACAACGAUCCACAAGUUGAGAAAAAUACUGAAAAACGAGUGGUCAAAUUCGUAGUGAUUAGUGACACUCAUAACAAACAUGACAUGUUGAAUUUACCAGAAGGAGAUGUCUUGAUUCAUUGCGGAGACAUGUCUGAUGACGGACGAGUUGAGGAAAUUCAGAAAUUUAAUGAAUGGCUUGGAAAGACUCCUUACAAGCAUCGAAUUGUCAUUUGUGGAAAUCACGAAGAAGAAAUUUCUGCACUAUCCCCUUCAGAAAUUCAACAACUCUUGCCCAAUGCCACCUAUUUACACAAUUCCAGCAUUGUCAUUGAAGGCGGCAUUAAAAUUUAUGGAACUCCCUACGUUCCCAACAUGUCUGAUUUACCAGGAGAAAACAAAUCCUUCAUGGCAUCACGUGACAACAAAUUCUUUUACAAGAGCGAGUUGGAUCUGGAACAAGUGAUCUUUUCCAAUAUUGAUUCGGACACAAAUAUUUUAUUGACACAUACUCCACCGAAAGGAGUGUUGGAUGGCAUGUUACAUUUUGGAAGUGUUUCGUUAAUGAAACGAAUUAAGGAAUUGAAACAUCUGAGAGUGAAUUGUUUUGGACAUGUUCAUAUGGGUUAUGGUGUGGAGAGAGAGCAAGAUGUGACAUUUGUGAAUGCAUCGAGCGAUGGAGAUGAACAUCCUAUUUAUUUUGAUUAUUCAAUCUAG